GACCCCUUCAUCCCCCACCACACCACACCACAGGCACCCCCUUAGCGGUUAGGGUGCGGGCCGGGGCAGCGCCGGUGGGCAGGUGUGCGAAACAGCGGGCGGGAGAGAGAGGCAGGCCGGCGGCUGGGGCGACUGGCCGGGAGCCCGCCAAGCUGGCGACCGGUGAGGGCAGAGGCGGGCUGGGAAGUGACAGCCCGCCAAGGGAGACCCUUCCCCACCCACAGUUCCUUCCCCGAAGCGGCGGAGAUGGGGGCGGUCCCCGGCGGCCCCCACCCCUCCAGAACUGCCGUUGAGGCAGUUGUUCUCCCGCCGCCUCCCCCCCCGCGCCCGGCUCCCUCCUCCCCUGCCCCCUCCCGCCGGGCUCGCCAGGCCCGCGCGCGCCGCCGCCGCACAUGUGCAGUUGGGCGCCUCCGCAGCAGCGCGGCGGCGGCGGGUGCUGCCGCUCCGCGCUUCAGGUCGCUGUCUGGGGGUGGCGGCGGGGGAUGGAGCCGGUUCUCUCUGUCUUCGGCCGCUCAGAAAAUAGCAUCAUUGUCUCUGUGCCCUGCAUUCGUCAAGAUUUUAAGAGGACUGGUUUUUAGUCUUGGAUAACAUGGCAAAAGAUGCUGGACUGAUUGAAGCCAAUGGAGAGCUUAAAGUGUUUAUAGACCAAAACCUAAGUCCUGGAAAAGGGGUUGUUUCUCUAUUGGCUGUUCAUCCUUCUACAGUAAAUACACUUGGAAAACAGCUCCUGCCAAAAACAUUUGGACAGUCUAAUGUCAACAUUGCACAACAAGUGGUUAUUGGUACACCUCAGAGACCUUCAGCGCCAAAUACUAUCCUGGUAGGAAGUCCACAUACACCUAAUACACAUUUUGUAUCACAGAACCAGACUGCUGAUUCUUCACCAUGGUCUGCUGGGAAGCGGAACAAAAAAGGAGAGAAGAAUGGCAAGGGUUUACGUCAUUUCUCUAUGAAGGUUUGUGAGAAGGUACAAAGAAAAGGAACCACCUCAUACAAUGAGGUGGCAGACGAAUUGGUUGCAGAAUUCAGUACCACUGAUAAUCACAUUUCACCAAAUGAAUCACAGGCUUAUGACCAGAAGAAUAUUAGACGACGUGUCUACGAUGCCUUAAAUGUCCUUAUGGCCAUGAACAUUAUCUCUAAAGAGAAGAAGGAAAUUAAAUGGAUUGGUCUACCUACUAACUCGGCUCAGGAAUGUCAGAAUUUAGAGGUGGAGAAACAGAGAAGACUUGAAAGAAUAAAACAAAAACAGUCUCAACUGCAAGAACUCAUUCUACAGCAAAUUGCCUUCAAGAACCUUGUUCAGCGAAACCGUCAGGCAGAACAACAGGCAAAUCGACCGCCACCUUCCAACUCUGUCAUCCAUUUGCCAUUUAUCAUUGUGAACACCAGCAAGAAGACAGUGAUUGACUGCAGUAUUUCGAAUGACAAGUUUGAAUAUCUAUUUAAUUUUGACAAUACUUUUGAAAUUCAUGAUGAUAUAGAAGUACUAAAACGAAUGGGAAUGGCUUGUGGGCUAGAAUCUGGAAGCUGUUCAGCAGAGGACCUAAAAAUUGCAAGGAGUUUGGUUCCUAAAGCUCUGGAACCAUAUGUGACAGAAAUGGCUCAGGGAUCAAUCAGUAGUGUAUAUGUCACAUCUUCAUCAGGUUCUGCGUCAAAUGGCACAAGAUUUUCAGCCAGUGACUUUUCCAAUGGUGGAGAUGGGAUGUUGGCUACAAGUUCCAAUGGAUCUCAGUACAGUGGCUCCAGAGUUGAAACACCAGUUUCUUAUGUUGGGGAUGAUGAUGAUGACGACGAUGACUUUAAUGAAAAUGAUGAUGACGACUGAUGCCCUUUGCUUGUAGACUAUUUUUUGUUAAAAUUCAGCAAGCUUCAGGAAUAAAUUGUUCUAGGGAGAAGUGUCUCAAAUUACUUUGCCCCAUCUCUCAAGGAGAAUAUUGGUAAGCAGUUCUGAGUUUAGAAAUUGCACCUCUGAUAAGCAAACAAGGAUUGUUUUAUGUAGGAUAUUUUUAAAUGUGGUGUGGAUGUGUGUUUUUGAUACCAGUGUGUUAAUGCAGAGCCUUUAUUUACUCUUGUUUUAGGGGGUUUUGGUUUGUUGGUUGUUCUUUGUUUGAGGUUUGGUUUUUUUGUUUGCUUUUUUUUUUUUUUUUUACUUGAAGGAAAAUGGAUUUUGCCCCAAAUGUUCUUGCAAAGUUUGCUAAAGAAAAUGUAGACACGUCAUUGAGAAAUAAAAUGCUGUCCUUCUGUGGAAAAUGAAUACACUGAAUGGCAAUUUAUUUGGAGUGUAUUUUGAUGAUGCCACUUUUUGAGGGAUAGUGAGCUAAUGUAGUAGUGUUUUUUUGUUAUUCACGCAGUGUCCAAAGAACCAAACAAGAAAGAUACGUCCUACUUUUUUACAUGUUAAAAUUGCAGAAAUGUUUUGUGAACUUAUUUUCCCUUAAAUUAUAGCUAACGUUACUAUUCCAUCAAGUUUAUAUACUUUUCACUGUAUGUUGGGACAUUGAAUUGCAAAGAUUUUGGCAAAUGUUUACUGCCAGUUGGUGCAGCUAUAUAAAAUGUCUUGAAGGUUUGGAAUGAUUUAUUGCUUAUGGUAAAAUUUGCCUGAUUUCUUACAGGCAGACUUUGGAAACUUUUUAUUAUAUAGUUGUUUACAUACUUAUAAGUCUAUCAUAUAAAGACAUGUACUGAAACAAAUGUUUGUAUUUGUUUCAUAAGCAUCUUCCUGUAAUCUAUUAUAAAGUUGAAAUUAAAUAUAGAGAAUGUUUUAAGUUUUUUAACUCAAAAUUUGUCAAUCAUUUUUAAUAGUUCAUUUUUAUAAAAGGAAUUUCAGGGCAGGUGGUAGUCUUUUUAAAUUUAUUCACAAACAAUUAACUGCACAAAUACUGUCAGCUGCCUAUUCUAAGACAGUAGUCUUUUUGUUGAAACACAAAUAAACUUUUCUGUAAUAUUUUAUGGAAUAUAAAGAGACUAUAAUUGUUUGACUUGUUUAACCUUGGCACUGUUAGUUUUUAUUAAUAAAACGCGCAUGGGCAUUUUUAACAA
Pogoniulus pusillus (Red-fronted tinkerbird) is the source of this 3042-nucleotide messenger RNA. It is a transcript of the gene TFDP1, whose product is annotated as transcription factor Dp-1. Gene Ontology annotation, cellular component: nucleus; transcription regulator complex. The transcript has 12 exons. The record is from RefSeq and is a predicted model, not a curated record. Gene Ontology annotation, molecular function: DNA-binding transcription factor activity, RNA polymerase II-specific; RNA polymerase II transcription regulatory region sequence-specific DNA binding. Gene Ontology annotation, biological process: regulation of transcription by RNA polymerase II; regulation of cell cycle. NCBI's taxonomy places the organism in Eukaryota, Metazoa, Chordata, Aves, Piciformes, Lybiidae. Bases 590 to 1828 code for a protein of 412 amino acids.